Molecule: messenger RNA, 363 nt
Organism: Cladocopium goreaui
Lineage: Eukaryota; Dinophyceae; Suessiales; Symbiodiniaceae
Source: the annotation of a GenBank genome assembly
AUGGCUCGCCUUGUUGAGCUCCAGGUGGUAGGGCUUUGGGGCGGUGCUCUCCUGGCUGCUCCAAAGUCUGAGGGCCGGGCCUGCAAACAGUGCCCCGGCCAGGGUGCGGAACUUGCGGGAAGAGGUAGCAAACUCUCUGCAGCCUUGGGCGUUGCUGGUGCACUACCACUGGCAUACCUGGGUUUCAGACGUUGGCGACGUGGACGCUUGGCUGUGGCCGCAGGAUGUUUCGCCAGCAGUUCAGUGGUUCUUGGCAUCUGUGCACUUCAGCUGUUUCAGGUGGCAAAAGCUCGGGAGCCGACUUGCACUGAAGCUGUAGCCAUCGAAAAGCUGGGCAAGACAGGGACAUCCAGGGACGAAUAG